Molecule: messenger RNA, 495 nt
Organism: Solanum verrucosum
Lineage: Eukaryota; Viridiplantae; Streptophyta; Magnoliopsida; Solanales; Solanaceae
Product: protein PLASTID REDOX INSENSITIVE 2, chloroplastic-like
Exons: 3
Coding region: 3-491 (162 amino acids)
Biological process (GO): regulation of gene expression
Source: RefSeq, a predicted model, not a curated record
CAAUGGCGCUUUACCUUCCAACUUUCACCAUUGCAGCUGCUUCAAUCUUGAAUCAUUCAAUCCAACACAAACCCAAAACCUCUCUUCAGCUUCACUUCUCAAAACCCAUCUCAAGAAAUCACUUGUCAGUUCCUCACAGCUCAACACAGACUCAGAAAUACGUCUAUCCUGACCCAAUCCCUGAAUUUGCUGUUGCUGAGACUAAGAAGUUCAGGGUGGAGCUCUUGAAGAAACUGUCCAAGGAAAAGGAGAUUCUUGGAGAUGAACUUGAUGAUGUUGUUAGUGUUUGUGCUGAGAUUUUUAAUGAAUUCUUGCACAAAGAAUAUGGAGGACCUGGGACACUACUUGUGGAGCCUUUUACUGAUAUGAUGGUAGCUCUCAAAGAGAGGAAACUUUCAGGAGCGGCAUCGGCUGCACGAGCAUCACUAUUAUGGGCUCAAAAUUAUGUUGAUCAAGAUUGGGAGACUUGGAACUCAAAACACCUAAGCUAACGAA